GCCACCAUGGAGCUGACGUCUCCCCUUGCAGUGCAAAGAACACGUCCCCGAUACCUUUCUUUUGUGUAAUAAUGUAAAUUCUUUCUAUUCACUCAUUGGCCUUAUUUAAAGCUGCUGCUGUGCUGUUUCCCUGCAUACUCGAACCGUUCCACACACCCAAUGCGACUUUCCACGUUUCUAUAACCCUCGAGUGCAGGAGCGAUUGACGCGCACGCGACCACCUCCAAACGCUCGAUCCUUCUUAGACGGGAGGACCGGCCAUGAAGAUGCCCUCUGUCGCGCAAUGGACGGGUACGCCCUCGGUCAAGGGCUCUACUGAGAGCAUGCGCAUGGCCCUGCUCACGGCAUCUCUCAUCGGACUACAGUUCACAUGGAAUGUAGAAAUGUCCUACUGCACACCGUACCUCCUCGAACUCGGCCUCACCAAGUCCAAAAUCUCCCUCGUCUGGGUCGCGGGCCCCCUGUCCGGCCUCAUAACACAACCCAUCGUCGGCGUCGUCGCAGACCGAUCGACAUCCCGCUGGGGCCGGCGCAGGCCAUUCAUGUUCUACGGCACUAUACUCGUCGGCAUAUUCCUGUUACUACUUGGGUGGACGAGAGAAGUAGUCAGAUACUUUGUCAAGGAGGAGGCGGCGGCGAAGUCAGCGACAAUUUACGUGGCGGUGCUAAGUAUAUAUGGAAUUGAUUUCGCCAUCAAUGCUGUGCAGGGAAGCUGUAGGGGUCUCAUCGUGGACACACUGCCGAUUUCGAAACAGCAGAUGGGCAGUAGUUGGGCGAGCCGGAUGGUUGCGGUCGGCUCGCUAAUAGGAUACGGUGCUGGAGCUAUUGAUUUGAAGAGUGUGUUUGGCCCGAUGCUGGGCGAUACGCAGUUCAAGCAACUUACAGCUGUUGCGGCACUGACACUGUGUCUGGCGGUCGGGACAACGAGCUGGGCAGUGACGGAACGUGUGUUGAUAAGUGACGGGGCGGACGGAGAGAAGCUGGAUAUCAAGCAGGUGCUGGGUACGAUUGCGCACACGGCGAUGAAUUUACCGAAGGGGAUACAAGCUAUCUGUCAUGUGCAGUUUUGGGCCUGGAUCGGCUGGUUUCCCUUCCUUUUCUACAGCACAACCUGGGUCGGCGAAGUCUAUCUACGCUACGAUGCCCCUGCAGACGUCAAAGCAUCCCCCGAUCUUACCGGCAAAGUGGGCCGUAUCGGCUCCAUGGCGCUCAUCGCCUUCUCCAUCAUUACGUUCGUGAUGUCGGUCCUGCUCCCCUUCUUCGUUCAGAGCCCAGAGGAUGAGAAGGCGCCUGGCUUCACGCCCCGUCCACCGAAGAGCAUCGCUGGCCUUGUGACUGAUAUGGAGAAAUACAAACCUUCUCUGCUUACAGUGUGGACGGUAUCUCAUUGCAUAUUUGCAUCUUCGAUGAUCACCGCACCCUUUGUGCAGUCGCUAAGGGGUGCGACGUUCAUCAUCGCAGUUUGUGGCGUAUCAUGGUCGAUUGCGUGCUGGGCGCCUUUUGCCUUCUUGGGUGUCGAGAUCAACCGCCUCUCUUCUCCGAACAGCCAUACAUACGGCCAUCUUGGCCGCACCUCAGUUGAACUCGAAUCACCCAUUGCUCUGCAUCUCAAUCAUGGGCUAGAAGAAGCCAGUGGUAGCCAAACCGGCGAAAGCUCUGGCAAGUAUCUCGGCAUCAUGAACUUGUAUACAACCCUUCCCCAGUUUGUUGGAACAGGUAUAUCGUGGGUGGUGUUCUCGAUACUAGAGCCUGGGAAGAGUCCUGAGCUAUCUGAAGCACCGCCCGAAGAGCAUAAUUCGACUGAUGGGCCGAAUGCGAUUGCGGUUUGUUUGUUUAUUGGGGCGUGCUCCGCGUGUAUGGCUGUGCUGGCUACAAGGAGAUUAAAGAGGAUACAGGGUUAUUAAUAGAGGUAGACUUUCCAUAUAGACUAUAGAGUUCGGUACAGCGUUAUCGCUGACGGUCCCAACACAAGCUCGUUCCACGAUCCUACGCUAUUUCGGGACGUAAGGGACGCGACGGCGUUUGCGAGAUUUUGCUACGGGAUUUCUAUGGGUCUGGCUUUGUUCUAGAAGGGGAGGUGUGGCUAAUAAUAUUCAAGGAUGGUGUUGGAUGUAGAAGAACAAAGUGCCCUUUUC
Messenger RNA from Cucurbitaria berberidis CBS 394.84, 2135 nucleotides. RefSeq names its product sucrose transport protein SUC2. The record is from RefSeq and is a predicted model, not a curated record. Bases 261 to 1904 code for a protein of 547 amino acids. The transcript has 4 exons. Gene Ontology annotation, molecular function: sucrose:proton symporter activity. Gene Ontology annotation, cellular component: membrane. NCBI's taxonomy places the organism in Eukaryota, Fungi, Ascomycota, Dothideomycetes, Pleosporales, Cucurbitariaceae.